AUGAUUGACUGGACGGCUAUGCAACUUCGGCCUGAUCCUCCAGUGACAACUAUUGCUGCGUCACGAAUAACAACUCCUGGCGCCGAGUUGCCGCAAUACCUGGAGCUCUAUACGGAGCUUUAUUUUGACCAUUUCCAUCACCGAUGGCCCAUCUUACAUCGCGCCUCUCGUGAAGAGCAAGCAGGUGAGGCAGGAUUAUGCGAACUAUCUAUAGCAAUGAUUGGCGCGUGGAUUUCGGGCACUAGGAAAGCUAUGAAAUAUGCCACCGAGAUACACGCAGUCUUGAUCGAUCAUAUCACGCCCCAAUUGAUGGCCGUGCUCCGUGAAACUGGAUUCUUCAAGCCUGAGACAGCAUGGCACUAUGAGAAAAAGGGCAUUUUCCCACCGUUACGCUGGACAGAACUUGGACAGCGACAGCGAUGCAUACAUAUGUUUUCUACGAAGCAAACCAAUGGCAAGCUUUCCCGAAGAGCUACACUUCCCGUUCCCAUGUACAUUGUCAAGGUGGGACUCAGUGGAUCUUCACGUCUGGGAGGAGCGCCAGCUUGUCGAAUCUGCUCACCGGAACUCGAAGUCAAUGUUCAAUAUUCUACACGAAGACGCCUGGAUCGUCUCCAUAUGAGACUAGACCAAAUCAUGGUUCAAUCCACGGUCAAUUCCGACCAGAAGGAGCCACAUCUAUUAAGACACUACUAUGGCUACGAAGACCACGCCCUACCUGACUGCCAUACGACUGUCGGGACUCGCCUAAGAUGCAUACUUUUUGAUACCUUCAUGCUCUACCACCUCCUCAGUAUGCAUCUCUCCGUCGAUGUUCCCAAACUCACGCAGAUUGUCAAAGAUAGACGACUGAGCACUAUCGAAGAGUCGUCUGAAGCUCAUCGCUUUGCCAGAGAGAAACGAAAGACGUCUAUGAUAGGUUGGGCCCUGACACCCGCAGCUAGAUCUGCGUUGUGUCAAUUCGUCGAUGUCCUUGUGGCACAUCAGACCCUUAUAAAAAGUCCUAAAGCCUCAGUAGAUACAUUCUGCAAAUACCAAGACGGUGCCUUCGACACCGUUGUUGUGGGCGCUGGUCCAGUAGCCGAGUUGACAGCCUGGAGUAUGUCUGGGGAUCAGUUCACGAAGGAAAGGAAAGCCUGGAUCGAGAUGGGGGAGCAGAGCUCGUGCUCUCAACCACGACUUCAGGGUAUAAGGCUGUGCGAUACUAACACAGACUUUUUGGUGGUCUUUUUUCAGGCGUGUUUACCUCACGGAUGGGCGCUUGCCGAUAUCAUCGCACCUGGAAUCAUCAAAAUUUCAACAUAG
This is a messenger RNA of Sclerotinia borealis F-4128, 1305 nucleotides long. NCBI's taxonomy places the organism in Eukaryota, Fungi, Ascomycota, Leotiomycetes, Helotiales, Sclerotiniaceae. The record is from the annotation of a GenBank genome assembly.